Myxozyma melibiosi is the source of this 1455-nucleotide messenger RNA. RefSeq lists its product as uncharacterized. Lineage: Eukaryota; Fungi; Ascomycota; Lipomycetes; Lipomycetales; Lipomycetaceae. The record is from RefSeq and is a predicted model, not a curated record. The coding region runs from base 1 to 1455 and encodes 484 amino acids. The transcript has a single exon.
AUGGAAGCCCACUCCUCACUCUCCCUCUCCGCCGCCGCCUUCCGAUCGAAAUUCCCCAACGUCUACCACGAAAUCGUCUGUCCCGGCUACCCAGACCUCGCUUUCGUCACCCCGCUCAUCAUCCCCAUCGCCUUCAUUGAACUCAUCUCUCCGACUCCCUCCAGCACCCCGACCCGCAGCAGAAGCAGAAGAACAUCCUCCGCCGCGCGCGUCAACUUCGAAGGCCUUCCUCGCAGGCCUAGAAGUAGCUGUCCGCCGUAUAAUAGCAAGGCAAGGUUCUUUUUUGAGGAUGAUGGGUUAUGUCGGAGACUGUGUAUGAAGGGGAACGUGCACUGGACGCCGAAGUAUAGCGUCGGUGAGCCGGCUGUAGAUCGGAAUAUGAGCGCGGUGAACUCGCCGGCUGAACAGCCCAGGGAGGAGAAGAAUGAGGCGCAGAAGUUUGAGCUUGUGGAGACUGAGGUUGUUAACAGGGUAGCGAAACGAGGGAGACGGGGAAAGAAAAAGAAUCGAUGGACAAAGUUUGAUAUCCAUGCUGAUACCCCCAGCACGAACAAGACUGUGUCCUCACCUGUGAUGUCUACCCAGGAAUUCCUGAAAAGGCAACUCAGGAGCACUUUGGACAGCAUCAACCCACCGUCAUCGUCCUCCGAAUCCGAUUCUGUGAAUACCCCACCGACCGAGCCCGAAGACGAUACCCCCGUCCCCAUGCGCACGCUGCAGAUCCACAUGCUCCUAGGCUCGACCGUGCCCAACCUAGACGGCGGCGCCAACGCGGUCGCGAUCCUCAAAGGCGCGCCGAAGUCGUCGCUCGCGAUCGAGUCGUGGGAGUACUCGACCAACGACGUGGUGUAUAACCUCACCGAGCGGCUUGUUGACGAUCCCGAGACACCGGUGCGGUGGAAGAUUAAAGCAAAAGUGUGGCUCCUGCGACGGCGGUGUAUCGCGUAUUUUCCGGUGCCGCAGUAUUUGCGGAUGAUUGAUAUCCUCGAGCGAGACCGGUAUAUGCACUACGACUGCGAGGCUAUCGGCAUCGACAUUCUCAAGCAGAUAGACAGUCUCACGCUGUUCUACUCCGACUACCUGCGCGGGUUGUGGUUCCGUGUGAUUCAAGGCCAGAUCAAUCUCAAAGCAAUGGCCAUCCACGGCCUGAAGCAUAAUAACUUAUCAGUCAUGAACGACGAGGAUUUCGCACAGCUUCUCGACAACAUCACCCGCUGGACGCAGCACGAUUACACAGACGCAGAGAUCGCGCAGUACCCUUUACUCGCGCACGAGUCUACCGUCUGGCGAACGAUGGCGGUAGGUGACGGGUGGGAGGCUGAGGUUGAUAAUUUGCCGGUCGUGGACGCGACGUCGUUGGUGCAGCUCGGGGUGUGGUCUCUCAAUGAUGUGGUGGAUCAUGAUGCGUUUCAGUAUGCGUUGUUGACUAUGCAGGCUGGGGUGAAGUCUCUUUGA